UAACCAAAUAACUUGUUUGGACUAUUCCGAUAAAACAUUUAUUUGAUUCAAUAAAUCGUUCUCCCUGUAUAUUAAUACGACAUAAUUAAUACGACAUAAACUUUGCAGAAAAAUAUCAGUAUUCUGUCGGUAAAGUUUUCAGUUUCGACAUCCCUUUAACAGUCGUUAUUUAAAAUAUGUCACAUGAGAUACCGAGAUCUGAAUUUUAAAUUGUAUCAAAAUUUUUAAUUUAUGUCAUAUAAUAUAUGUAACGCAUAAUUAUAAUCGCAAUUCAUCUGAGAAGCUCACAUUUAACUCUAAACUCGAAUCUGAGCAUAUCAUGUGAGAAAAAUCUCACACACAUACACAAACAAAAAUUAUUAAUACAGAUUUAAAUCUGAAUUAUUAAUUCAGAUUGAAAUCUGAAUGAAUAGCUGUGAUGAGAAGCGUCUCUACGCAUGCACGCACACAUGUUCGCUCUCAACUCUUUCUCACUUAUUUUUAUGAUUUAUUUAUUUCCUGUCUGGAUAUCCUGAGAUCCAAGGAUAUUAGUGAACCCGUCGAUCAGAGUCCCGCUCUCGGCGGCCUCGAGCUUCUUCUACUUCUUCGUGUCUGGGGCCGGUAUAGCGGGGGGCAAUGUCAAGGUGUUAUAAGGCCAGGCGCAUCUCUGCCCACCGAUCAUUCCACGUCGAGAAACCCAGUUGGUUUGUGAGUUCAUCGCCGACCUCGAAGUUGACCGUGACAAGAGAAGGAAGAAAGACAGGCAGGAAGAGAGGAAACGGACGCCUGCAAGUAAGACGUCGUAACAAAAGCCAAGAACAUGAAGAGUGCCGUACUACUGUGCGCGUGUUUGCUGCUGAUCGGCGUUGGGGCUGUCGGCAGGUACAGGGGCUUAGAAUUCUUGGAACCGUGUUCUAAGAGGGAUCCCAAGCUGGAAGCCUGCCUCGCCAGGUCGGCCAAUGUACUCACCGAGCACUUUCGUGAAGGUCUACCGCAGCUAGGCUAUCCGGAGGUGGAACCCAUAAUUUUAGACGAGUUGCACAUCGCGCUCGGCGCCGGCCCGGACGGCUACAGAGCGCAAUUCAAAGACAUACAUGCAAAGGGAGUCUCCGCUUUGCGAGUGACCGGUCUCAGAACGCGGCUGAGCGACGACGAAGUGCAGCUGCAAUUAGCGCUGAACAUUCCCAAAAUCAGAGCGGCCGCCAGAUAUCGAUCCAGCGGGACCUUGAUCUUGGUGCAAGCUAGCGGCGCCGGAGAUUACUGGGGCGAAUACGAUGGCGUUAAGGCCAAGGUCUUCAUCAGGGCAAAGCCGUUUUUGGUUCAGGGCCGCCGUUACCUCAGGUUGCAGCAACUGAAAAUGGACUUUAGUGUGCAGAACAUCAAAAUGGGUGUCGAGAAUGUGCGCGACAGCAACUCCAUAUUGCUGGCGGCGCUGAAUCUCUUCAUCAACAGCAAUAGCCAGGAGUUACUGAAGGAGAUGAAGCCGGAUCUGAGGCGAAAGCUGGUGCAGGUGAUGUCGACCUUCGUUGAAAAACUGUUCGCGCAGGUGCCGUACGACGCCUGGAUCACGGAUUAAGGCGCUGACGAAUCGCCGUGAACAAAAAUCGAUGGUCGUCACGCAGCUUGGGGAGGAAAAGAAGACGACGGAAACAUUGUUCCCGCGACACAAUGAACGAUACAGUCCCGUUGCACUAAUUACGGCGGGAAUACCGGACGACAGUAUGCGACGUGACUGAUUACUCGGUAUUUCCGAGCUCAUUUGCGUCCAAUCUUUUGCGCGCGAAUCGUAAGAGCGAGAGAAGCGUCCGCGUACGCGAUACAGGGUAUUUCGUAGGAUUCGUAAGGUUCAAGACUCCGAGAGCGAAUAUUCUUCCGGCAUUGGAUUCGACGGAAGCAUUGUAACAUAUUUAUAUACCGAACAAACGCAAUUUAGUUUACGCCGGCAAUUUAGAGAAGAACGUUGGCUAAAAACUCUCGGCCGAUCACUCUCACGCUUGUAUCGUCUAUCGAUGAUUCACGCGUUGCUUGUCUGAUUGCUGCCUCUUUCGUGCAGUGACGAAGCUGAAAGAAGUUGAAAGCAAGGUGCGAUCAAUCGCGUUCGGAUCAUUCGGCUGUGCGCAACAUUGUGCGCACGUGUAUGUAUUAUGAUUGAGUUAUCCAUAUUCGGCUGCAUCGUCACCGAACGUCACGUCAUUUUAUUCAGAAUUCAACACGGCGGAAACAGUUUGGUUAUAUUGGAUUGUGCGAUAAGUGAUUUCGAAUUUCUCAGAUAAAACGGCACGAUUGUGUCUUGCACGCCGUUAUAAAUCUGUGUGAAGUGAUUAUCCUUUUAAUCUAUGAUCUUUUUGCCGUUCUCCGUGUACAUUGUUUCAUGAUAUUACAAUGACAUAAAAAUAUAGUCAUUGCAUUUUACGUGAAAAAUCCCAAAUGACUCGUUACGCAAUCCAAUAUUAACAUGAAAUUUGAUUCUGAUAAACGAACCAACGCGUUUCGAGGCUGAAGCAACGCGCAGCAUUUCUAGUUGUUCGGAAUCAAAUUUGAGUCAUAAAAAUUAGACAUUUCGAAUCCUUCGGCCGAAACGCGUUCAUUUGUUCAUCAAAAUUCAAUCUCACAUUAAUACGAAUAAAUACUUUUCUCCGUGAGCGAUAGGUGAGAUAUGCCGAGUCCAAAGGACUUCUAAUUGUAGGUAUACGCAUAAGUUUCUCAUUUACUGUGUAUAUACAUAUCACUAUUGUCUUUUUUCUCUAGUAUUAUCAGAAAGGAAGGAAUAAAUGGCAAAAAGAAAUGAUUUGUAA
Odontomachus brunneus is the source of this 2774-nucleotide messenger RNA. It is a transcript of the gene Jhbp2, whose product is annotated as protein takeout. Bases 800 to 1555 code for a protein of 251 amino acids. The transcript is spliced from 4 exons. Lineage: Eukaryota; Metazoa; Arthropoda; Insecta; Hymenoptera; Formicidae. The record is from RefSeq and is a predicted model, not a curated record.